AUGUAGAAAGAUCCUUUAUUAGAGAAAAAAGAAGCUUUAGAUGCAUUAAAUAAUGCAAAAUUUGGAUGGUUCCAUAUCAAAGCUUGUUUGGUUUCUGGGAUAGGAUUUUUUACAGAUGCUUAUGAUUUAUUUAUAAUUCAAUUGGCUGUAAUAAUGAUUGGAAUGGUAUAUUAUCCUGAGGAAGUGCGUGAUGGAGAUACAAUAAUAAAAAAAGCAGAUAAAUUGUAUCCUGUAUCUGAAACUUUAUUAAAAUAAUCUGCUUUGGUUGGAACGUUGAUUGGUUAACUUUUGUUUGGAUAUUUGGCAGAUUUAUUAGGUAGAAAGAAAAUGUAUGGAACAGAAUUAUUGAUAAUAGUUUUUACUACUAUAACUUCUGCAUUUGCAGCAAACACAGCUUCACCUAAUGGAUUAACAGUAGUAGGAAUGCUUAUUAUAUGGAGAUUUUUCUUAGGUAUAGGUAUAGGAGGAGAUUAUCCUUUAUCUGCAAUAAUAACUUCUGAAUUUGCAAAUACUAAAAAUAGAGGUGCUAUGAUAGCAGCUGUAUUUGCAAUGUAAGGAUUUGGAAUUUUAACUGGGAGUAUAGUAUCAUUAAUAGUUUUAUUCUCUUUCAGUAAUUCUUUAAACAGUGAAGAUCCACUUAAUUAUCUUUAAAUUGAUCAUAUUUGGAGAAUAAUAGUAGCAUUUGGAGCUAUUCCUGGUUUAGUAGCAAUAUAUUUUCGUAUGACAAUUCCUGAAACACCAAGAUUUACAAUGGACAUUAAAGGAGAUGUAGAAAAAGGAGCUAGAAAUAUUUAAUAGGUUUUAAAAAAAGAUGAUUCAAAUUUUGAUGAUUAAAAUUAAGAUGAAAAGAAAAAAAGAGAAUAGAAACCAUCAUUUAAAGAAUUAAAAUUGUAUUUAAUUAAAUGGAAACAUGGAAAAGUGUUAUUAGGCACAUCUAUGGCUUGGUUUGCAUUAGAUGUUGGGUUUUAUGGAAUUAAUUUAAACUAAUCAACAAUUUUAAAAUAAAUAGGAUUUGGAGGAGGAGAUAAUUUAAGUUAAUAUGAAAUUUUGAAAUAGGCAAUUUAUGGAAAUUUAAUAACUUCAGCUUUAGGAACAGUUCCUGGAUAUUGGUUAACAGUUCUUUUUGUUGAUAAAUGGGGAAGAAAAACAAUUUAAAUCAUGGGAUUUGUUGCAUUAACUAUUUUAUUUUUAAUAAUGGGUUUAUGUAAAGAUAUUUUAGGUUAACUUCUAUUUAUUACACUUUAUACAUUAGCAAAUCUAUUCAAUAAUUUUGGACCUAAUGCUACUACCUUUAUUAUACCAGGAGAAGUAUUUCCAACCAGAUAUCGUUCUACUUGUCAUGGAAUUUCAGCUGCUUCUGGUAAAUUAGGAGCAAUCAUAUCUUAAGUUUGGUUUUUAGGUUUAGGAGCAGACAAUUUCAAAGCUAUUAUGUUGACUUUCUCUAUAUUUAUGUUAAUAGGUUUAGGAUUUACAUUUCUAAUUCCUGAAACAAAAGGAAAGAGUUUAGAAGAAAUUACUCAAGGAUAAGAAAAUAGUNUUUAUUAGGUAGAAAGAAAAUGUAUGGAACAGAAUUAUUGAUAAUAGUUUUUACUACUAUAACUUCUGCAUUUGCAGCAAACACAGCUUCACCUAAUGGAUUAACAGUAGUAGGAAUGCUUAUUAUAUGGAGAUUUUUCUUAGGUAUAGGUAUAGGAGGAGAUUAUCCUUUAUCUGCAAUAAUAACUUCUGAAUUUGCAAAUACUAAAAAUAGAGGUGCUAUGAUAGCAGCUGUAUUUGCAAUGUAAGGAUUUGGAAUUUUAACUGGGAGUAUAGUAUCAUUAAUAGUUUUAUUCUCUUUCAGUAAUUCUUUAAACAGUGAAGAUCCACUUAAUUAUCUUUAAAUUGAUCAUAUUUGGAGAAUAAUAGUAGCAUUUGGAGCUAUUCCUGGUUUAGUAGCAAUAUAUUUUCGUAUGACAAUUCCUGAAACACCAAGAUUUACAAUGGACAUUAAAGGAGAUGUAGAAAAAGGAGCUAGAAAUAUUUAAUAGGUUUUAAAAAAAGAUGAUUCAAAUUUUGAUGAUUAAAAUUAAGAUGAAAAGAAAAAAAGAGAAUAGAAACCAUCAUUUAAAGAAUUAAAAUUGUAUUUAAUUAAAUGGAAACAUGGAAAAGUGUUAUUAGGCACAUCUAUGGCUUGGUUUGCAUUAGAUGUUGGGUUUUAUGGAAUUAAUUUAAACUAAUCAACAAUUUUAAAAUAAAUAGGAUUUGGAGGAGGAGAUAAUUUAAGUUAAUAUGAAAUUUUGAAAUAGGCAAUUUAUGGAAAUUUAAUAACUUCAGCUUUAGGAACAGUUCCUGGAUAUUGGUUAACAGUUCUUUUUGUUGAUAAAUGGGGAAGAAAAACAAUUUAAAUCAUGGGAUUUGUUGCAUUAACUAUUUUAUUUUUAAUAAUGGGUUUAUGUAAAGAUAUUUUAGGUUAACUUCUAUUUAUUACACUUUAUACAUUAGCAAAUCUAUUCAAUAAUUUUGGACCUAAUGCUACUACCUUUAUUAUACCAGGAGAAGUAUUUCCAACCAGAUAUCGUUCUACUUGUCAUGGAAUUUCAGCUGCUUCUGGUAAAUUAGGAGCAAUCAUAUCUUAAGUUUGGUUUUUAGGUUUAGGAGCAGACAAUUUCAAAGCUAUUAUGUUGACUUUCUCUAUAUUUAUGUUAAUAGGUUUAGGAUUUACAUUUCUAAUUCCUGAAACAAAAGGAAAGAGUUUAGAAGAAAUUACUCAAGGAUAAGAAAAUAGUAAUUAAAUUAUACCUGAUUGA
Molecule: messenger RNA, 2786 nt
Organism: Paramecium sonneborni
Lineage: Eukaryota; Ciliophora; Oligohymenophorea; Peniculida; Parameciidae
Source: the annotation of a GenBank genome assembly